AAAUCUCAUUGUCUUAUGUUAAACCCAAACCAAAUAUCAACUCAAGAGGGAGAGAGUCUGAGGAACAGAGCUCAUGAGGUUCUUAAGAUAAGAAGAAGAAGAAAGAAGAUGCAACUCCUUCAACAACCAUGUCCACACCUCUCUACUACUACUUUCGAUUUUGUUCACAACUCACUGGAAACCUUAACUUUUCGUGGUUUUUCCAAAUACCCAGUUCCCAAAACCUCAUCUUUUUCGAUUACAAGCUCAGUUUUUUCUAGGAAAGUUCCAAUUUUGAGAAGCACCCACUUGAGUUUUUGCUCUAGAAACGAUGUUUUUGAUGGUUUCUCGAGUACCCAGUUGUCUAAUAAUAAGCCAGAAGAAGAGGAUAAAGCUAGAGACAGUGGAGAUUAUAGCUUGCUUGAUAAACCAUCUCCAUUGGUUAGAGAAGAUGAUAGUGAUGAUAAUGAGUCUACUUCAGAAGAAAGUGUUGUAAAAGUUGAUAAAGAUGAGGCCUUGGCGCCUUUUUUGAAGUUUUUCACAACAGAUGGAGUGGACAAAAUGACAGAAAAUGAAGAUGAAAUGGGAGUUUCUAAGGAAAGAAAUGAGUUGGAUUAUGAGGAUGAGGAUGGGCUAGAGGAGGAGGAAAAGAAUGAAGAGAAAAAGGUUAAUAUUUCUUAUUAUGAGCCUAAAGCUGGUGACUUUGUGGUUGGAGUUGUUGUUUCUGGGAAUGAGAAUAAGCUUGAUGUGAAUAUUGGGGCAGAUUUUUUGGGUACAAUGUUGACUAAGGAGGUGAUGCCUUUGUAUGAUAAAGAGAUGGAAUAUUUGUUGUGUGAUCCUAAUUGUGAUGCUGAGGAGUUUUUUGUUAGUGGGAAAAUGGGAAUUGUGAAAUAUGAUGAAGCUAAUGAAAGACCAACACCAUGGAAACCAGUUGUUGAAGUUGGUACUAUUUUGUUUGCUGAGGUUCUUGGAAGAACACUUAGUGGUCGCCCAUUGAUCUCAACUAGAAGACUCUUUCGCCGGAUGGCUUGGCACAGAGUGAGGCAGAUAAAACAACUGAAUGAACCUGUAGAAGUUAAAAUCACAGAGUGGAAUACUGGAGGCCUUCUAACAAGAAUUGAGGGUUUGAGAGGUUUUAUUCCCAAAGCUGAAUUAGUAAAUAGAAUAAACAACUUUGGUGACUUGAAAGAAAAAGUGGGACAACGGCUUCAUGUGCUCGUUUCUCGAAUAAAUGAAUCCAAUAAUGAUCUGAUACUAAGUGAGAAGGAAGCUUGGCGAAUGUUAUACCUUCGGGAGGGAACCCUUUUGGAAGGGACCGUUGAGAAAAUUUUCCCAUUUGGAGCUCAAAUAAGUAUAGGUCAUACUAACAGAAGGGGCUUGCUGCAUAUUUCAAACAUAAGCCAGAAACAAAUCACGACAGUCAGUGAGUUACUCGCCGUUGGUGAAAAGGUUAAAGUUAUGGUGGUGAAGUCAAUGUUUCCAGACAAAAUAUCUCUCAGUACCGCUGAGCUCGAGAGUGAACCUGGCCUCUUUAUAACAAACAAAGAGAGGGUGUUUUCUGAGGCUGCAAUGAUGGCAAAGAAGUACAGAGAAAAACUACCUCCUUAUAUAGCUGCAGGUGAAUUCGAACCACUUACAAAUGACACUUUAUUUUUCGAAAAUGAAGAGAAGAUGUAUGCAAAUUGGAACUGGUUCAAAUUUGAAAGGGAUUGAGAUUGAAUUAGCACUCAAGGUUGACACUUUUUCACAUUGUGAACAUAAAGAAGAAGAAAAAGAAAAAUGGGAUAGUCGUCUUUUAGAUCGAAUUAUCCAAGCGUAUAAAUUAGUUUGUUCACUUGAAAAUUACAGGCAGAAACCAUGAGAAUCCAAGAAAACCACAGCCUAGAAUUUUGAUUAUCUUAUCUUACUGAAAAAUGUGUAGUGAUAAUUUUGUUUGUUAGCUAAUUUAGAUAGGUUGGUUUUAAAAAAAGAUUUUGUUCGAUGCUUGUGUUGCGGUGGACCGACGAGUUCUUCUGGUGAAUGGAAAACCAAAAUCAUGUAGCAUAAUUAAUCCUUGAAUUUGAAUUAGUAACAUCUGAUUACACAUUGUUAAAUUUUGUAACAAAGUUUUGAUAAUUUUGCCCUUUCAAUUUGUAAUAUAUUGAACUUGUCAUA
This is a messenger RNA of Cannabis sativa, 2133 nucleotides long. RefSeq names its product protein PIGMENT DEFECTIVE 338, chloroplastic. Lineage: Eukaryota; Viridiplantae; Streptophyta; Magnoliopsida; Rosales; Cannabaceae. Gene Ontology annotation, biological process: RNA stabilization. Gene Ontology annotation, molecular function: RNA binding. The record is from RefSeq and is a predicted model, not a curated record. The coding region runs from base 16 to 1692 and encodes 558 amino acids. The transcript is spliced from 8 exons.